AUGGGAUAUCGUGCUAAGCAAGGAUACGUUAUUUACCGUGUUCGUGUCCGCCGUGGUAACCGUAAGCGUCCAGUCACCAAGGGACAGACCUACGGAAAGCCCAAGACUCAUGGAGUAAAUGAGCUCAAAUUCGCUCGAUCCAAGCAGGCUAUUGCUGAGGACCGUGCCGGUCGUCGUCUCGGAUCCCUGCGGGUGUUGAACUCAUACUGGGUUGGAGAAGACUCCACUUACAAGUUUUACGAAGUUAUCCUCAUCGAUCCCUUCCACAAAGCUAUCCGUCGCAACCCGGACACUCAAUGGAUUACCAAGCCUGUACAGAAGCACCGCGAAUUGCGUGGACUUACUUCGGCCGGAAAGAAGUCGCGAGGUCUUGGAAAAGGAUGGCGGUACUCUGCCACUCGCGGAGGAUCUCAAGCAAAGAACUGGAAGAGAAAGAACACCACAGUUUUCCGCAGAUUCCGUUAA
Molecule: messenger RNA, 465 nt
Organism: Strongylus vulgaris
Lineage: Eukaryota; Metazoa; Nematoda; Chromadorea; Rhabditida; Strongylidae
Source: the annotation of a GenBank genome assembly